Molecule: messenger RNA, 1059 nt
Organism: Thyridium curvatum
Lineage: Eukaryota; Fungi; Ascomycota; Sordariomycetes; Thyridiales; Thyridiaceae
Exons: 1
Coding region: 1-1059 (352 amino acids)
Biological process (GO): sulfate assimilation
Molecular function (GO): 3'(2'),5'-bisphosphate nucleotidase activity
Source: RefSeq, a predicted model, not a curated record
AUGGACAGCCCCUGGCAGCGUGAACUCUCGGUCGCCAUCGCCGCUGUCCAGCAGGCCUCCAAGCUCAGCCAGGCUGUCCUGGCCGAGCAGGACAAGGGCAUCCUCGAGAAGGACGACCUCAGCCCCGUCACCGUGGCCGACUUUGCCAUCCAGGCCCUGCUGACCGCCACCAUCCAUCACUCCUUUCCCCACGACGGCUUCGUCGGCGAGGAGUCGGGCGACGACCUCAGGGCCAACCCCGCCCUGCUCCAGAGGGUCUGGGCCCUCCUCCAGCGCUUCUCCCCCGACUGCGCUCCCCCGUCCCCCUGCCGCAUCCCCUCCGGCCCCGACGAGGUCUGCGACAUGGUCGACUGGUGCGGCCACGGCCUGCCCCUGCAGCCCCAGAAGCCCCGCGUCUGGGUCUUUGACCCCAUCGACGGCACCAAGACCUUCAUCCGCGGCCAGAUGUACGCCGUCAACGUCGCCCUGCUGCACGACGGCGAGCAGGUCCUCAGCACCGUCGCUCUGCCCCUGCUGCCCCUCGACGCCACCCCUCCCGUCACCGACGCCACUUCCGACCCCGCCGGCCAGGGCACCAUCGUCUUCGCCGCCAAGGGCUACGGCACCCACGUGCGGCCCCUCCGAGGGGCCCUCUCCGACGUCGCUGUUCGCAGGGUACCCCCCAUCCUGGCAGACCACCCCGACCAGCUGCGGCCCGUCUCCUCCCUGCUCGCCCGCGCCUCCGCCAUCGACGAGGUCCACGCCGCCGCCGCCGCCCGCCUCGGCAUCACCCUCCCCGGCUGCGACCUCCUCGGCUGGGUCCCCAGAUGGGUCGUCCUCGCCCUCGGCCUGGCCAACAUGACCUUCUGGGUCUACCGUAGCAGAACCCGCUAUGCAAAGCUGUGGGAUCACGCCGGAGCUCUACUGCUCUUCCAGGAAGUCGGCGGUAAAGUCACUGAUGUCCAAGGCAGAGACAUCAACCUCGGAGCAGGGAGGAAGCUAACGGAUAAUUACGGCUUCGUCGCCGCCCCUGCACCGCUACACGCCACCGUCCUCGCCGCUGUACAGGAUUCAUUAUAG